AUGUCAAGUCAGGAUUUGCACACUUUUGCGAGCAAGUCAAGCAAUAAUACAAGCGGUAUUAUUCGACCUUCUAAACUCCCACUUUUCGGUCGACGUUCUUCUGAUAAGCAUCCUCCCCCACCAACUUCCCAAUCCCCUGUGUGUACAACUCUUACUACCACUACACCUUGUCGAGUCAGACCUUCUACGACUGUCAAACCUUUCUUUGCCUCGCAUUACCAGCCUAAUACCAGCGUGAAUGAAUCUCAACGCAGACGGUUACCUCCAAGUCAACCCAAUACAGCUGUCAGAAACAGCCAGCCAGAAACCAGCCAGGGUUAUCAAAGGGCUCACCUGAGUUCUAAUUUGUUGCGCUCUUCAGGAUCGUCUGUUUCCUCCACUUCUAAGAAAACUGAUUCCUCCAGUGGAGUUAUUCCCCAGUCACUAUCCUUUUCCGGUUCUAGAAAUGUCCAACAAAAUUCGCAACUACAACAGCAGAAUAAGUCUUCCACUUCUAAAUCCAAGUCUUAUAGAAUGGAGAAUAUGUCAGUGGAACAUCUGCAGUACCUUGAGCGUCGACUUCAACAACUACUUGAAGUUAUUCCUUCUAGACCUGGUAAAGCAAAAAGUGAUUCUGGCCAGCAGUCAUCUUACCCCAGUUGGAUGGCUGUUCCUCCCCCUCCUCCAGGUCAUAGUCUCCAUCAGUCACAUCAAGCGCUGCCUCAUUACCCGAUGAUUACCAACCCCUAUCACUUCCAUCAUCAAGCGGGGCCCACAUUACUAAUCUUUCCACCCCGCCAACAUACUGGACCACCUCAGAGCACCACAGGGAGAUCAGUGGUCUUCGGGGAGCUUGAUCCUUACUACCUCUCCUCGUCUUCUUCAGCAUCAUUUUGCUAUGCUGGAUCUGAGACCUCGUCUCUCCAGGACUUCAAUCGCGAAGAGGUAAUUAGAAUUUCAAACACCUUUUAA
Messenger RNA from Rodentolepis nana, 951 nucleotides. NCBI's taxonomy places the organism in Eukaryota, Metazoa, Platyhelminthes, Cestoda, Cyclophyllidea, Hymenolepididae. The record is from the annotation of a GenBank genome assembly.